This is a messenger RNA of Penicillium coprophilum, 507 nucleotides long. RefSeq lists its product as uncharacterized. Lineage: Eukaryota; Fungi; Ascomycota; Eurotiomycetes; Eurotiales; Aspergillaceae. Gene Ontology annotation, biological process: mycotoxin biosynthetic process. The record is from RefSeq and is a predicted model, not a curated record. The transcript is spliced from 4 exons. Bases 1 to 507 code for a protein of 168 amino acids.
AUGACGGGUCGGUUCUGGUCCAACAAGGAAGGAUCCUGGAUUCAAGUCGCCCCAUCCAAAAAGCUCGAGAUCUCUGGGGGUCUGCCCUUAAAUUUAUACUCAGCCAAUGGCUCCUGGCCGAAUGGCAAAGACGGAUACGUUGUGACCGUUCUCCACCAAUUACAUUGCGUGGGUAUGUUGAACCACGUGAAACUAGGAUUGAUCCACGGCAACAUGCCAGACGAGAAAAAUCUAGCGCACAUGGGUCACUGUAUCGAGUAUCUUCGACAUGGGGUGAUGUGCUAUGGGGAUACAGCGCUCGAGAAACCCGUCGACCAUUCCAAUUUUGUCCAAGUGACAACCGAAGAGACCGAACAUAUAUGCCGAGACUGGUCUUAUCUGUCGGAGCAGUUCUGGGAUGUUUCAAUUGAUUUUAUAUGGGGCACUGAGCGACCGAUGACGGUGUUUGAGAACUCAGAUGCGGCAAAGGGAGACCCUGCUGGCGAAACCCUUACUAUUCACAAGUGA